CAUGUGUCACUUCCUAACCGGCGCAUAUUAAUGACGUCAGACGAGACCCUGUUACCAGGCAACGGCAAUGAAGCUUUCCCUCGCGGUGAUGAAUUGAAGAGCUGUGGAAGGAUCAGAAUGGCCUAUUUUAGUUCUGAUCUAAAAGCUGAUGGACAUGGUGAGGUAUGGGUGGACAUUGGACCUGAUGCGAAGCUCAAGCAAUAUGGCUGGAGGUGCACGACUAAGGAGGAUUCCUACUCCAACAAGACAUUGCUUGGAAACUGGAACCAGGAACGUUAUGACCUUCGUAAACUCGAAGAAAGGAAGCCACUGCCUUCUCAGUACGCCCACUAUUAUGAAACCUCUCAUUCUGCUGAAUAUGCCAGAAAAGGGGGUUCAGCUGGGAAGCACGUUUACAAAAAAGAGCCCCAUGUGUUUCCAGGACAUCAACCUGAACUGGGUCCACCAGAAUACAGAACUCUUCAAAAGUCAUGCUACAUGAGUGACUAUGGCAGCUCAUAGACCCAUCACCCAAUACUUCUGAUCAACGCACUAUACUUAAUAACCCACAUGAGCAAUAAAUGCAUAAUAAAGAA
Rana temporaria (common frog) is the source of this 575-nucleotide messenger RNA. It is a transcript of the gene CFAP68, whose product is annotated as chromosome 10 C11orf1 homolog. NCBI's taxonomy places the organism in Eukaryota, Metazoa, Chordata, Amphibia, Anura, Ranidae. Gene Ontology annotation, cellular component: nucleus. The coding region runs from base 31 to 501 and encodes 156 amino acids. The transcript has 4 exons. The record is from RefSeq and is a predicted model, not a curated record.